AUGCCGUUGGCCUUAGUCGUACGUCAACUUAAAAGGCUUGUUCUUGAAGAACUCCCUUUUCCACAAUGUGGACUGAAGGAUCUUCUAAUCAAAGUAACGCAUGUUGCACAGAAUCCAACGGAUUGGAAAUCGGUUUAUUUUGGAGCUGCUAUGCCUGGAUCAAUUGUUGGUUGUGAUUUUUCUGGUGUAGUUGUCGAAGUAGGCAAAGAAGCUAUUGGUAACUAUAAAAAAGGAGAACAGGUAGCUGGUUGUGUUCCUGGUGGUGUACACGCUGACAUGGGCCUUCGUGGUGCUUACUCUGAAUAUGUUGUACAAGAAGCAUCACUUGUCUUUCGUUAUCCAUCUAAAAUAUCUCCGGAUGAAGCUGCCACAAUUCCACUUGCUUCAAUUACAGCAGCUCUUGGUCUAUUCCAUGAAAUGGGCUUACCUUUACCACCCACUACUACUACUACGUCUAAACCAGCGAUUCUCGUUUGGUCAGGUAGUACAAGUGUAGGACAAUAUGCAAUUCAGUUAGCUAAAGUAACCGGUUGUUUUGUAAUUACAACUGCAUCACCUGCUCGUCACGAUUAUUUGAAAGAACUUGGUGCUGAUGUUUGUUUUGAUUACAAAGAUUCAAAUGUUGUUUCACAAAUCAAGCAAGUAACGAAUGACAAUUUAAGUUAUGCUAUCGAUUGUAUCUCUGAAAAGGAAUCAAUUAAACAAGUAUGUGCUACAUUAACAGGUCAAAAUCCUCAAGUAGUUACUAUUCUACCACGAAUAUCCAGUGAAAUACCAUCACAUAUUAAAGAACGUAGCGUUUUAAUGUAUACUAUUUUUGGACAUGAAAUUAACGCGUUUCGUAAAGUCUACAAAGCAAGACCAGAAGACAAGAGAUUUGCUGAAACGUUUUAUAAAUUACUUUCUGAUUAUUUAUUACCAAACGAUCUUUUAAAACCAAAUAAAGUAACUAAAAUAUCUGGUGGUCUUAAUGGAGUUGAAAAUGGAUUCAAACGAAUGAUGGAAAAUAAAGUGGCAUGUGAAAAAUUUGUCUAUACAAUGGCAGAAACAACAAAACAUGAACCGAAAAUAAAUUCUAAUCUGUAG
Molecule: messenger RNA, 1086 nt
Organism: Adineta steineri
Lineage: Eukaryota; Metazoa; Rotifera; Eurotatoria; Adinetida; Adinetidae
Source: the annotation of a GenBank genome assembly